UCCAAGCGGGGCACAUCCAGGAACCAACACGCGGAUUGGUCUCCGCUCCGCGCGAUUCGGGUCUCAGUAACAGGGGCCGGAAUCUCCAAACAUCCUAGAAAUGGCGCUCAGCGGCGACCAGCCGUGUCAGAAAACAAGAUUCCCCACAGCCUCGCAAGUUGCACGACAGGGAUGCAGUCGAAGGAUGACGUAUGAGGGAUGAUGUCUUGAACUCUAACGCGUGUGACUUCAUGAUGCAAGCUCCAUAUUAACAUUGAAUCUUCCAGCGAUCUGUUUAUCGUUUCCCGUUCUUUUUAUCUGUAAAUCGUAUUUCCAAAGUUCAAAAUGACAGAUAUCGUUGGCGACCUCAAAAAGCAGACUGGCGCGUUGCAAUCAAGCGUCAAUAGCGUUGCCAAAACUGCAGGCAAUACACCGGCGACGAAGAAGACCGUCAACACGAGUCCAGCCAAGGCCACACAAUCUGCUGCAUCGAAGACAACACCCAUUCCUCCUGUGAAGAAGGCUGCCUCAAGUUCAGCUACCACCAAGCCAAGAACACCACUGGGUACACAGAAGAAGCUUCCUGUUCGGAAGACUCCAGCGAUAGCCACAGAGACAAAGCCUGCUACAGCAGCCACGCCAACAAAGACUGCUGCGCCUCUCAAGAAGACCGCAACACCCGCUGCCUCAACGGGAAAGCAGGAUGUCAGCAAUACUUCAAAGCCAGUACCUACAGCCGGAACCGCUGCCACCAAGAAGGUGACACCCGCAGUUACCAGCACAGCAGGCACAGCUGCUGCUCCCGUCAAGAAGACCCCAAGGAAACUUGGUGGAACUGGCACACCAACUGCCUCGAAGCCAGCCAGCACAGUGAAAUCUACCCAAGGACCAACACCCACCAAGACGACUGCCAACCCAUCCAAAUCCGCAGUCAACUCUGCAACCAAAAGCGCUACCAAUCAAGCGAAGGCUACACCCGUGAAGAAGAACGUCGAUGGCCAAGCUGCGCCCACUGCGAAGAAGAACAUUGUCUCGCGCGGCGCAGGCGCUGCGUCAAGCAGUGUCAACAGUACAGUCGGCGCUACAACGGGGCUCGUGAACACCGUCGGCGACAGCGCUACAAGCGGCAUCAAUUCGGGAGUCAAUGCCACCACAGGCGUGGUGGGCAAUGGUCUUAACAGACUCCCUGGCGGUGUAGGAAAGCCGGUCAAGCAUGUCACGGAUAACGCUGGCAAGAUCGUGACGGGCGCAAGUGAUAACUUGUACUACACUGCUGGCGCGGCGACGAAAGGUGUGCAGGGCACGGUGUCGAAGACCACAGGUGCGCUGAGCAGAGGCGAUGUCCGCGGGACCGUUGCAGGCGCUACAUCUGGCGUUGGUAAUACGGUGAAGGGCGCUGGUAAAGGCUUAGGAACCACCGUCGGCGACGGACUGGGAGGCGUGGGCAAGACCGUCGGCGGCCCUGUUGGAGGCGUCGUCGGCAACGUGGGUAAAGGCGCUUCGAAUGCGGUCAGCGGAGUCACUGGUGGUCUGGGCGACGGCGUAGGCAAGCUCGGAAAGGGCGAUGUAAUCGGCGGCGUUGGCAGCACGCUCGGUGGUGUUGGAAAGGGCGUUGGUGGCUUGCUGUCGGGUAUAACUGGGUAUGGUCAGAAUGAGGGCGAGAAGGUCGAUGCGCCAGAGGGCAAGAAAGAGGGGCAGUUCUUCUGAUGGUUAAGAUAUGGGGAGUGGGAUCGGAUGGAUGAGCGGACGAAGAAACGAAUGAGUAAGGCGCAGGCCUGGGUGGAGGAGCUACAGAGUGAGUGUGGGACGGAGGAUCAAGAGUAUAUUGCUGCUUGGAAACAUGAGCUGGAGACUGUUCCGGAAUGAUAUCAUUAAGAUACAUGUAAUAGGAACAGGUUAUGAACUCCACGG
Molecule: messenger RNA, 1890 nt
Organism: Didymella exigua CBS 183.55
Lineage: Eukaryota; Fungi; Ascomycota; Dothideomycetes; Pleosporales; Didymellaceae
Exons: 3
Coding region: 325-1686 (453 amino acids)
Source: RefSeq, a predicted model, not a curated record